AUGGGUGAUCUCGCAGGCCGCAAGGUCUUCAAAGUCUUUAACCAGGACUUCGUCGUUGAUGACAGAUAUACUGUCACAAAGGAGCUCGGGCAAGGUGCAUAUGGUAUCGUCUGCGCAGCUACCAAUGCCCAGACUGGCGAAGGCGUAGCCAUCAAGAAGGUCACGAAUGUUUUCAGCAAGAAGAUUCUCGCAAAGAGAGCUUUGCGUGAGAUCAAGCUCCUCCAACACUUCCGAGGUCAUCGAAACAUCGCCUGUCUCUAUGACAUGGACAUUCCCCGCCCGGACAAUUUCAACGAAACUUAUCUAUACGAGGCAGAAUUGAUGGAAUGUGAUCUUGCUGCCAUUAUUCGAUCUGGCCAGCCUUUGACUGAUGCUCAUUUUCAAUCCUUCAUCUAUCAAAUCCUGUGCGGUCUCAAGUACAUCCAUUCCGCCAAUGUGCUGCAUAGAGACUUGAAACCGGGAAAUCUGCUCGUCAACGCCGAUUGCGAGCUCAAGAUCUGUGACUUUGGUCUUGCCAGAGGGUUUUCACAGGACCCCGAGGAAAAUGCCGGGUAUAUGACUGAGUAUGUCGCGACUCGGUGGUAUCGUGCGCCGGAGAUCAUGUUAAGCUUCCAAAGCUAUACUAAAGCCAUCGAUGUUUGGUCAGUUGGUUGUAUCCUGGCAGAGUUACUGGGUGGCAGACCAUUCUUUAAGGGUCGUGACUAUGUGGAUCAGCUCAAUCAGAUUCUGCACUACCUGGGAACCCCUAACGAGGAAACCCUGUCCAGGAUUGGUUCGCCGCGCGCUCAGGAAUACGUUCGCAAUCUUCCAUUUAUGCCAAAGAUAUUGUUCCAGAGACUCUUCCCUCAAGCAAACCCCGACGCCUUGGACCUCCUGGAUCGAAUGCUGGCAUUUGAUCCCUCGUCGCGUAUCAAUGUCGAAGAUGCUUUGGAACAUAAAUAUUUGCAUAUCUGGCACGAUGCCUCUGACGAGCCAGCAUGCCCCAAAACAUUUGACUUCGCCUUUGAGGUUGUUGAUGAGGUACAAGAAAUGAGAAAAAUGAUCUUGGACGAAGUCCUCCGGUUCCGCCACCAUGUCCGCCACCAACCCAGUCAGACUCCUUCGACCAAUAUCAACGUACCAAUCCCCGAUAAUCCAAAUCAAUGGAAGCAGGAAGAUCCCCGACCCCAAGAAGCCAGUACGGCCUACGGAAAUGAUCUCGAACAUGAACUACAGGCAGGUUCAGACUUACUGAGGCGAUAG
This is a messenger RNA of Exophiala aquamarina CBS 119918, 1242 nucleotides long. Its product is annotated as CMGC/MAPK/ERK1 protein kinase. Gene Ontology annotation, cellular component: nucleus; cytoplasm. NCBI's taxonomy places the organism in Eukaryota, Fungi, Ascomycota, Eurotiomycetes, Chaetothyriales, Herpotrichiellaceae. Gene Ontology annotation, molecular function: MAP kinase activity; ATP binding. Gene Ontology annotation, biological process: intracellular signal transduction; protein phosphorylation. The coding region runs from base 1 to 1242 and encodes 413 amino acids. The record is from RefSeq and is a predicted model, not a curated record. The transcript has 5 exons.